GGCCGUUGUGUAAGGUCAAUGGUCCGAGGGGAAGCUUGUCAGGCAUAAAUUGUAGAGGCAGAGAUAAUCAACCCUACCUUGCAACGAAGUUAAGUCUAGCUUUUUUUAACUACAAUGACUGUGGGUACCAACUGGUAAUGUCUGCCAGAAGGCAAAAAUAAAGCCAUAACUGAAUACGAAUUGUGUGAUCUGCCGGCCUUACAAUGUCUGAUUUGGAUUCCCUGGAGCCAGUAGUUGACAUUGAUGCAUAUGAGUUUACUGAUACUGAAAGACAACUCAUUUUAAAGGUUAUAGCAAGAGAUGAGGAUAUAAGAGUGCAAGAAAAAAGCCGCAUUGAACAUCUGAAAGAUGAACUCAGAGAUCUUCGUGAGAGAGGAGUACCAGAAGAUGAAGAAGAAGCUUAUGGACGUGUUUGUAAAAGAUGUCGUGUUCCAUUGGGUAUAGUUUUUGGCACAGGUGCAUUUUGUCCUAACUGUGAUAGAAAGGUGUGCAAAACAUGUCGUGUUAAUAUCGAAAAAUCAGAAGACACUCAUUCUUGGCUGUGUACUGUUUGCUCAAAAAUAAGGGACAUAAGAGCUGAAUCUGGUGCCUGGUUUUACGAUGGUGGAAAUAAAGGUGUUAAGAAAAAAAAAGUUUAUGGGAGUUUUUUGAUCAAGAAAAUGUUUUCAAAGACUCGAAAAAGAGAUACUGUGCUAUUUAAAGAUCCUACUUGGGAAGAUAUUAUAGAACAAGAUGAGCCACUCCCAGAAGAAGAUGAAAAAUACAUUAUGAUCAGUUCAGGAGCGUCUGGUGAAUACGUAACUGAAGAAGGUAACAAACUUAAUACAAAUUCAAGCAGGGCGGUAGUAGGGGUUAGUGGGGUGUCAUUUAAUUCACGUGAUGAAGUUAUCUCUCAACCAGAGACUGCAACCACAGAGCACAUUCCAUUAAAAUUGCUUGCUCAAGCACAAAACACUCCGGACAAUGAUUCAUGUAUUGAUUCGGACUCGAUGUCACCCAUCAGUGUUUCUGAUGACAACAAAAAUGCUGAAAAUGCUUUACCAACAGAUAUUAUUAUUGAUCAUGGUAUUCAUAGCCCUGGAAGUAAUUUUGCAUUAGAGUUGACCAGUUCUGAAAGUGAGCCUGAUUUUGACAGCAAAUCUGAUUAUGAAAAUAAACAUAAAAGUGCAGAUGAAGAAAUAACUUGCAACCUCAAAAAUAAUGAGAAAGAUACAAACAAAGAAUUACAAAUAGAUGAAGAUGAUAAUCAUUGGGAAAUCAAAGAACUGAAUGAAGAUGAUAACCCUGCAGAACAUAAGGAUACUUUUUCAUCAACAAAUGAAAGUGAUGCUUUAGAAGUAGAAGCACUUGAAAAUGAACUUCUCAAUUUUGCCGAGGAGAUGCCAGCAUCUCAUAUACCAACAAUACAACAUUGUGAUAGUGAUGAAGACAUAUAUGGUAAGGUAUUGAAACCGAAACUGAAGCCGAAAUCCAUAAUUGAAGUUGAAAAGGAAGACAUUGUUUCGCAAAAAUUUAAUUUUACAUCCAUGCAGAAAGCAACGGAGAAGCCAAAAGAUACUCAUGUUCCCCACAAUGAUUUGGACCUUCGAGAAUUUCAUAAGUUAUUUGUACGAAAGAGUAAUCUGAAGCUUCAGAAAGUUAGAACAGAUGAACACAGUGAUGAUGAUGACUUGCGUUCCUAUUCUUCUUCCUCCUCCUCUUCCUUGUUGGACAGUGAAAGCAACUUUGUUGUUCCUCAAGCUGCAGCAUUACAGAAAAAUUCAUCAGAUGAAGAAUUUACAAAAUUGAAUGAAGAACUAACUUGCAACUUUAAAAAGGAAGAAAUAUAUAUGGAUGAAGAAUUAAUGCUAAAUAAGGACGAUUAUAAAAGCAAAUCAAAUUCAGUUACAAAAAUAGAAGAAGGCUCUUCCAAAACACUGAUGUUCUCAAACAUGUCAAAGCUUGAUUCUCUUUCACCUGUAGUAAAAAAUGAUGAUAAUUAUCAAGAUAAUUCUGAUGAUUUUAAAUUAUUUGCUGAAAGUAUAUCAUUACCAAAGAAAAAGAAAUUUCAAAAAGCAAAAACAGACGAACAUAGUGACAAAGAGGAGAGUCUAGAGAGCAGUGACAAAGAAAUUGAUGCAUAUGUUCCAUUAUCAGAUGACAGAGUUGCCGAGUCUGAUACUGAGGAAAAUUUGAUGAAAGACUUUUCUCAGUUUGUCAAUGAAAUACAAUCUCCAGCGACUGGAAUUCAAAGUGUUGAUGUCAAUGAAGAUGUCCAAGAAAAAGUAUUUAGACAAAAGGAAGAAUUACCUAAGAUGAAAAAGGAAGACACAAUUUCACAAAAAUUUAAUUUUACGUCAAUGCAGAAAAGAACAGAGAAGCCAAAAGAGGUUCAAGUUGUUUGCAAUGACUUGGACCUCAGAGAAUUUCAUAAGUUAUUUGUGCGAAAGAAGAAUCUAAAACUUCAGAAAGUUAAAACAGAUGAACAAAGUGAGGAUGAGGAUUUGCAUUCAUCGUCAUCAUCUUUAUCCUCCUCAGACAGCGAAAGCAGCUUUGUGGUUCCUCAAGUUGCAUCCCAAAGAAGGAAUUCAUCGGAUGAAGAAUUUACAAAAUUGAAUGAAGAACUAACUUGCAACUUUAAAAAGGAAGAAAUAUAUAUGGAUGAAGAAUUGGUGCUAAAUAAGGACGAUUAUAAAAGCAAAUCAAAUUCAGUUACAAAAAUAGAAGAAGAUUCUUCCAUAAAACUGAUGUUGUCAAACAUGUCAAAGCUUGAUUCUCUUUCACCUGUAGUAAAAAAUGAUGAUAAUUAUCAAGAUAAUUCUGAUGAUUUUAAAUUAUUUGCUGAAAGUAUAUCAUUGCCAAAGAAAAAGAAAUUUCAAAAAGCAAAAACAGAAGAACAUAGUGACAAAGAGGAGAGUUCAGAUGGCAGUGACAAUGAAGAAAUUGGUGCACAUGUCUCUUUAGACCAACUCAAAGAAACUCGAACCGACCACUUCUCGCGGGAACAAAAUGAUGAAGAAAACAUGGAUGCUAUUUUUGAAGAAUUUAAGCAAAAAGAAACAGAAGAUGAUGUGGAUAGUAUUGGUGAAAUAAGUGAUGACGAUGAUGAUGAUGACGUCAUUCACCCAUUUGUCAGCGUAGCAGGGGAAAUUCUUCUUGGGUUGAAAUAUAACUAUCAUGAAUCGAUAUUUGAAGUGCAAGUUCACAAAGCCAAAGACCUCAUAGCAGCUGACCAAAGAAAAAAUACUACUGACCCAUAUGUUAAAGUUUAUCUUCUCCCUGACUCUAAAAGAGGUGGCAAAAGAAAAACAAAAGCGAAACGUCAUUCGUUAAAUCCAGAUUUUGACGAAGUUCUGGAGUUUAAAGUCCCAUUUGAAGAGCUGGUGACACGUACGUGUUCCAUCAGUGUAUGGCACAAUGAUUCAUUUGAUAAAAAUCUUCAUCUCGGCGAAGUUAAUCUGAACAUACAAGAAUACAUUAAUUCUGGUUUCUCAUUGGAAGAACCUUCACCUCAGUGGUAUACUCUCUGUGCUAAGAAAGUCAACGAAAAGGAAGUCGUAUUUGUUGGACAUAUUGUCAUGCUUUUAAAUUAUAAAGCUCCUGGCAGCCAGGUCGCCAGCACAAAGAAAGAACAGAAGAAAUUACCAAACCCUACUAAGGGAUCACUAAUGGUAACCAUUCUAGAUGCGCACAACUUACCUUCUGUUUAUGGUGACGAUGGUUCAAAUCCAUUCUGCAAAGUAAACUUGUUAUCAGACACUUCAAAGUUCCCUAAAUUUAAGACACCUGUCGUUAAAGGAACAACUGACCCGCAUUGGGAUUAUAGCUUUGAAUUUCCCAAUGUUUCGUGGACAGAAUUAAAAGAUUGUGUGCUGCAGGUCGCAAUAUACGACUACGAAAGAGGGAGUGCUAAUGUUCUUCUCGCUGGAACACGAAUAGGACUUGGUAAACUUAAAGGCAUUCAACAUGAUUCAUUCGGAGAAGAAAUAAAUGUCUGGCAGUCGGUGUUGGACAAUCCUAAUGAUAGUACACAAUACACAAUCCCGUUGAGAUCGACAUUGGAUAGCGUCAAAGCGAAAGAGCGAUAUGCACCUGCAGUACCUGUCAAGAUCAUAACAGAUGAGCAGCAUGAUGAUAUCAAAAAGAAAACAAUGAAAGAUAAUCAAUCUUUUACGAAACGAUUACUCGCUGCUGAUACAAUGAGUUUGGCAAGCAGCGGUAGUGUGCUUAGUAUAUACAGUAUGGCUGGUGGUGAACAUGGUAAUAUCGUCAUCUCUGGUGAAAUUUUAUUCUCCAUCAAACAUGAUGUAUCGUCUGGAAUAUUUUCUGUGACGAUAGUGAAAGCUAAAGGAUUGGCACCUGUCAAUACAAAACAAUUGACUUCUGACCCUUAUGUGAAAGUCUACAUGCUUCCUGAUAAAACAAAAACAACGAAAAAGAAGACAACUUUCAGAAGAAAAACAUUGAAUCCUCAAUGGAACGAGACAAUUAAGUAUAAAUUUAAUCGUGAAGAAUUGUUAAAAAAGACACUCCAGGUCACAGCGUGGAAUCAUGAUAGAUUUGGACGGAAUGAUUUCCUUGGGGAGGUGCAAGUUAACAUGAAACACUAUGCGAGUAAAAAUAACCUGGACAAAGAAGAAUCCGUGUGGUACACACUGCAAGAAGCGGCUCCUGUAAGUGUUGGUGGUUCGUAUGACAACAAAGGAGAACUUGUAAUCUCAAUUAAAUUUGAACACGAUGUUUUGUCUGUUCAAGUGAAGGAAGCUCAUGGCUUGACGACAGUUGAUCCUGAAAAUCUACCAAGUCCAUUUGUUAAAUGCUACUUAUUACCUGAUAAGUCAAGAAAAUCGAAACGCAAAACAACUGUUCAAAAGAAAACAAUUCAACCCGUGUGGAAUGAGAAAUUCGAUUAUAAGAACGUGCAGGUUUCUGAUCUGCAAACACGUGUUCUAGAAGUCACAGUCUGGGACUACCAUUCUUCUGGGCAUCAGUUCUUGGGUGGUUUGCGUCUGGGCUUAUCACAAGGAGACGAGUACUGGCAUGAUUGUUUCAACAAAGAAGUGAAUAUUUGGGAAGCCAUGAUAAAACAUCUUGGUAUUUUUGCAGAAUAUGUAAUUCCGUUAAGAGCCACCAUGACCUCCAGAAAAGGGCAAGAACCAGUGGAUAUACCCAUGAUUACAAAAACAAUCGAAGAGAAGGCUGAAGAUCAAGAUGCUUUGUAUUCUGCUGGAGUUCCAUGCAUGCGGGUGGCGUUGCAAUAUGUGGAAUACAGUAGCUUAACUGAAGACGAGUUAAAAAAGAAGAAAGGAAGUCAUGGAGAACUGAAAAUUCAUUUGAAAGAAGGAAGACAUUUAUAUUUGAAAGCAGACGGUGAUUUACCGAGUUCCUUUUGUAAAAUGUAUUUACAGCCAAAGAAAAAGCAUAGUAAAGUAAAAACAGAAACAUACAUCAAAAGUACUCAUCCGGCUUGGGAUGUAGAGAAAUCUUUUGAAGGUAUCGCUUUAGACGAGUUGCGAACUAGAGUGCUGGAGAUUGAAGUAAGAGAUGAGAUAAACGAGAAAAAAAGUGACUUGAUUGGUUUAGUCAGACUCGGCUCAGGUGGACACCUUGAAGCUUGGGAUGACAGUAAAGGAGAGGAAGUGGAGUUGUGGAAUUCCAUGUUAAAUAACCCAAAUCACUGGCAGUCACUAAUGAUACCAAUCCGCAAGGUGGACACACCUUUAGUUAAGAUUGAAAGCAUUCCCGAGAAAGAAAAGAAAGAACCAGUAAAAGAAGAGAAAAAGAAACCGGUUGAAAAAGAUGCUGAAGAUUCUGACGAAGAGACUUUUUCAAACACGAACGAAAACGAUGGUAGCGAAUCGCCGCGUACUUCUGCGUUACGUGCAAUGGGUGUCCACGCCGCUGGUGUGGUUGACAUGAUGCAAAACAGAGAUGCUGAACAACAACCUGAAUACAGUCCCCCACAAGAAUCAUUAAGUCCAAUAUCGGAAGAAAACGAACUUGACUCUAGUGGUUCUCAGAAGAUGUCGUAUGAACCAUCAGUGAAUAGCAUGAAUGAGCAGAAUGUUCCCAACAUCAUGAUAACGAGUAGUGAUGUCAAGUACAAUGAUCCUGUUUUGGCUGCCGAAAAUGAUGACGAGUUUGAAGAUGAUUAUCCCAUUAAAAAGAAACAACCUCCAUCCAUAUCUUUUCUGAAGAGAUCGACAAGUCGAGAGAGUUUGACGAGUAUCUACAGUACGGAUAGUGCGAAUAUUUACGGACAGGUUCCUGUGCGAGGUGACGUACAAUUUGGUAUGAAAUACAAUGCUUCUCAUAACACAUUCGAAGUACAUGUAUUUCAGGCGAAGGACAUUGCAGCUAUCGAUACGAAGAAACAACAGUCAGAUCCGUACUGCAAGGUAUACCUGCUUCCAGAUAAAACAAAACACGGUAAGAAGAAAACUAAAACGCGAAAGAAAACUUUGAAUCCUGAAUGGGAGGAGAUUUUAGAGUAUAAGAUAUCGCGACGCGACCUUCGUACGCGUACAUUGUGGUUAGCCUUGUGGCAUUUGGAAAGAUUUGGCCGAAACAUAUUCCUUGGUGAAGUCAUGCUCAACAUGGAUAGUAUUGUAGAUGAUCCCGCCCAGCUUGAAUCUCCUACACCACAGUGGUAUACACUGUGUGAAAAGGGUAGUCCACCAAUGACGGAACUGUACAAAGGUGAACUACUUAUCAGUUUAAUGUUUGAAGAUCCCUCGGUGUACUCGAUAAAGAAGACAGCUAUAGACCAUGAAGAUUCAUCUGGAAAGAAGAAGAAGAAAAAGAAGAAGGAGAAAUCCUCUUCAUUAGCAAAAAUACAUUUGCAUAUUAAAGAAGCAAGAGAUUUGCCAUCAUCUGAUAAAGAUGGAUUGUCAGACCCUUUCUGUAAAUGUUAUUUGCUACCACUGAAAAGUAACAAAACCAAAAGAAAAUCGCCGGUCAUCAAAUCAACACUAAAUCCCGUGUGGGAUUUUAAAACAGAGUAUGAGACUGAUUAUGAAGACCUAGCCGAUAGUGGGAUCGAAUUUACGGUAUGGGACUGGGACCGCGGCUCAUCAAAUGAUUUUCUGGGCUGUGCUCGUCUUAGUUUGGGCUUGCGCAGUGGUAAUUGGGACGACGCUGAAGGAAAAGAAAUCACUGCUUGGCAGCAUCUUAUAGACAAUCCGAACAAAUGGGCCGAAUUUGUAAUACCAUUAAGAUCGAAAUCGGAUACCCGUCCGAAAAAAAUUUAGGCUAUUUUCUAAUUAAUUUGUUAAUUUGUGAAUUGAAAAGUUAGAAAAAAAUGUUGAAAGUGAAUUACAUUAAGUCGGUCUGAGACUGGGUACGAGUUAAAACGACCACAAGAUUAAUUGCAAACAUACCGUUUACGUUUCAUGUUCAGUUAUAUUUAGUUUUGAUUUGGGAAGGUUUGUGUUUUUAGGCUAAAGGCCAGUAUCUUUGCUUUUGUACUGGAUACUUAGGCUGUUGUGAAACUAAUUAUUUAACUUAUAAAUUUUCUGUUGUAUAUUAUUUAAGCAUUUUGAUAAACAUAUAAAUUUGUAAUGAUCAUUGGGAAGGGAUUAUUCUUAAAACAAAAUUUUUCUACACAGAAUUUAAUGUUCUACAGUUAAUGUUUGCUAAUACCACGAAAAUUACUAUUUUUUACAUUUUGGACGUUCUUUUGUAUUCAAUUUGUAAAAUCGACACAAGCACAAGUAUUUUUUUUGAAUAAAUAACUUGAAUCA
Hydractinia symbiolongicarpus is the source of this 7721-nucleotide messenger RNA. RefSeq lists its product as uncharacterized. Gene Ontology annotation, molecular function: small GTPase binding; neurexin family protein binding. Lineage: Eukaryota; Metazoa; Cnidaria; Hydrozoa; Anthoathecata; Hydractiniidae. Bases 204 to 7229 code for a protein of 2341 amino acids. Gene Ontology annotation, biological process: intracellular protein transport; exocytosis. The record is from RefSeq and is a predicted model, not a curated record. The transcript is spliced from 33 exons.